AUGAAGUUCCAACCAUUGGAGAUCCCGCCUGGGACGCCCAGCUUCUUCCACGAUGCCGCCGGCCGCACUUGGGUGCCCCUAUACAGCCAUGCCUGCUCCUUUGGGCCGGACAUUUUUGCCGACAAGAUGAUGAAUCUCGUCAGGAACCCGAAUCUCAACUCGAGCUGGCUGUUUCGCGCCGACAUUCUGUACGACGAGGCCAAGGUGACUGCAGUGCUACGUCUACUGGUGAUACUACCACCAUCACCCCCAGCAGUAGUAAUCCGCGGCAUGACCCUUGAGCGCACCCUCGUCCGCAGGCUCAUCCCCAGGAACGAGCGGAGAGACAAGCCCCUGGACCAGACCUGCCUCUUCUACACGAGCUCGACUCCCUCAGAACCUGCCGUCGACUCGGCCGCAGCUGCGUCUAAAGGAUCUGCGUCUUCGGCACCAUCUCUUUCCACGCUCGUCAUAUAUAUGCCCCAUUCGCCCUCGGCAGACGCUCUCCCCUUUUACCACCCCAAAGUCCAAGGCAUCGCGCACCUCCACCAGUGGGAGCCGUCGGGCAAGGGCACUAUAUCCGUCCACUUCCUCCCGUACCCAGAGCACCCCGUGACCGACGCCAAGAUCCAGCGAACGGCGUACCAUCUCCUCGAGAUCAUCGACAAGCACGGCCACGGCGCGGCAGGGGGCUAUGUCAAGAGAGUCAAUCACGACCUGGUCAUCCCGCAGGACAGGUUCCAGAACAGAUACGCACUCCUCAAGAGCAAGUACGCCCGGCGGCUGGUCGACUCGUGGGCCGAGAAGACGGACCCGACCAAGCACGUCUUUGAGGACCUGGGCAUCGCCGCCUUUCUCAUCGAGCUCUGGAGCGACAUGUAUCCCGAGGGCAAGGGGACCGCGACGUUCCCGGGCUUCGUCGACAUUGGGUGCGGCAACGGACUUCUGGUUUACUUGCUGACGCAGGAGGGCUACGCCGGCUGGGGCUUCGACGCGAGAGAGCGCAAGUCGUGGGCGCAGUACAGGACGGGGGGCCAGCCCUCCCCGUCCGGCUCGUCGCUGGAGGAGCGGCUGCUGCUGCCCGCCAUGGUUUCGAGAGAGAAGGGCGCUGGGAGUGAUGCAUCCGACGACAUCAGCCGCAGCAGCAGCGGCCGCGGCGAUGAUGAUGGCGUCGUACACGAUGGAGCAUUUCCCCCGGGCACCUUCAUCGUCUCCAACCACGCCGACGAGUUGACCCCCUGGACGCCGAUCCUGGCCGCCCUCUCGCGGUGUCCCUUUAUCAUGAUCCCCUGCUGCAGCCACAGUCUCGUCGGCGACAAGUUCCGCGCACCCCCUCCCCGGGACAAGGCAAAGGCCAGGUCCACCUACGCCUCGCUCGUCGACUGGGUGUCCUGCAUCGCCGAGGACUGCGGCUGGAAGGUCGAGACCGAGAUGCUGCGGAUCCCCAGCACGAGGAACACUUGUCUGCUGGGGAGGACCCGCACCAGAGAGGUGCAGCUGGCGGAUGUCGAGGCUCUCGUUGCAAAGUACGGCGGGACGGGGGGUUACUACGACAAUGUUGCAAAGCUCAUCAAGUCAGGCCCGAGGGGCCACUGA
Messenger RNA from Trichoderma reesei QM6a, 1575 nucleotides. RefSeq lists its product as uncharacterized. Gene Ontology annotation, molecular function: tRNA (uridine) methyltransferase activity. Lineage: Eukaryota; Fungi; Ascomycota; Sordariomycetes; Hypocreales; Hypocreaceae. The record is from RefSeq and is a predicted model, not a curated record. Gene Ontology annotation, biological process: tRNA methylation. The transcript is spliced from 4 exons. Bases 1 to 1575 code for a protein of 524 amino acids.